AUGGCCAGCCCCCUAGACCCCAACUCCCUGCUCAAUACGCUCCAAGGACUGCUGCCAAGGGGCACAACCUCCCCCCUUCCACACCCCACAGACGCUCCCGCCGCACUCGUACACGCCAUACACACGGCUCUCGGGUUCCGCCUCGUCCCCUCUCAAACAUUCCAUGAGCACCCAAUACCCGGGCCGAAUGACCAACAACAAGAAGAACAAGAUGUUGACGAUAACCAAUCUGAAAUCACCGCCGUCGACCCCGACCCCACCGAGGAUGCACCCACGCCGAACGCUCUCGGCCAAGACUGGAACACCCGUGGCGAAGAUUCAUACACCUUUGAAUACAGGCAUGCACAAAGCGCCAUGGUCUUUAGAGUCAGGGUGGGAAGGAUGGGCGGGAGAGUGCAGGUUGAUGCUAUGGCGGAAGAUGGCGAACCGCACAACCUUUCUAUCGUCCUCGCCGACCUGGUCCAGCCGACGUCUUUCCCCAUCCCGAGUCCAGCUACGGCUUCCUCGGCGGAAUCUAGCGAUGGUAGUGAUGCGGCUAAGAAGCUGGGGUUCAAGUCUCUUACCGAUGUGAAUACCUUUGUGGAAAAGUAUGAUCGCGAAAUCGUCUCAAAGCUGCUUCCAGGACUUGACAUUCCAGGAUACACCCAACCAAGUUCAUCAAACUCGCGUCAACCACCCAACCCACCCAGCUCUUCCAACCCCACAGCAACCCGCCCCACCUACCCCUCCCUUCUCGACGACCCUCCCCUCCGCUCGGGCUCGGGCGGUAUGAACCCCGCCUCCAUCGGCCACCGCGACCUCGACCCUUUCGCCGGUCUCCGCUCUGGUGCGGGGGGCUUCAACCCCGGGUCGGAUGGAGGUGGCAUGCUGGUCGAUUUUAACCAUCCGCUCUUUGCUGGCCGACGCCAAGGCGGAGGAGGAGGGUUGGGAGGGGAUGAUAUCACAGGCCCUGGAGGGAGUGUACAGCCGCCUGGGGCGAGGUGGGAUCCUGUUGGGCCGGCUUCUGGGGGGAUUGGGCCGAGACCCACCCCGGGUGCGGGUGGGUUUGGCGGUGGCGUGGGAGGGGGAGGGGGAGGGGGAGGGGGAAGGAGUGAUAGGUGGGGCGACGAGCUGGCACCUCCGGGAGAGUUUGGGCCUGAUCUAGGCCAGGGACAACUCGGUGGACGUGGGUCGAGCGGUGGAGGAUUUGGUGGUCUUGGAGGUGGACUUGGAGGCGGGCUUGGCGGGCUUGGUGGAAGAGGCGGUCGAGGUGGGGGAGGAGGAGGGUUUGGUGGGUUUGGUGGCGGGAUGUAUAUGUAAGAAGCAGAUGGGGUGGA
Molecule: messenger RNA, 1316 nt
Organism: Cryptococcus amylolentus CBS 6039
Lineage: Eukaryota; Fungi; Basidiomycota; Tremellomycetes; Tremellales; Cryptococcaceae
Exons: 4
Coding region: 1-1299 (432 amino acids)
Biological process (GO): proteasome-mediated ubiquitin-dependent protein catabolic process
Molecular function (GO): endopeptidase inhibitor activity; proteasome binding
Source: RefSeq, a predicted model, not a curated record